This is a messenger RNA of Poecile atricapillus (Black-capped chickadee), 5264 nucleotides long. RefSeq names its product calpain 5 (gene CAPN5). The record is from RefSeq and is a predicted model, not a curated record. The transcript is spliced from 13 exons. Gene Ontology annotation, molecular function: calcium-dependent cysteine-type endopeptidase activity. Gene Ontology annotation, cellular component: cytoplasm. Gene Ontology annotation, biological process: proteolysis. NCBI's taxonomy places the organism in Eukaryota, Metazoa, Chordata, Aves, Passeriformes, Paridae. The coding region runs from base 237 to 2162 and encodes 641 amino acids.
CCUCGUUGCCGGUGCCGUUCGCGGCAGCGGAGGCCGGUUCCGCCGCGCGUCCCGGCUGCCGGUGCCGGUUCGGUGCCGGUUCGGACCCGGCGCGGUGCCGGGCGCAGGCGCGCUCCCGGCCCGCCCGUCGGGGCGGUGCUUGCGGGAGGCGAAGCGCUGCGGGCAGCGGCGCGCCCGGAGCGGCGGCACCGGCACCGGGCAGCGGCACCAGCCCCGGGCAGAGCCGGUGGUGAAGGAUGUUCUCCUCAGUGAAGCCGUACGAGAACCAGCGCUACGCCUCUCUGAAGAAGGAGUGCCAGCGGCGGAAGCAGCUCUUCGAGGAUCCGCUUUUCCCUGCCAACGACGACUCGCUCUUCUACAAGUCAAGGAUCCAGGGCAUCCAGUGGAAGCGACCCAAAGAAAUCUGCAAUGAUCCACGUCUCUUUGUGGAUGGGAUCAGCUCCCAUGACUUACACCAGGGCCAGGUCGGGAACUGCUGGUUCGUGGCUGCCUGCUCCUCCCUGGCAUCCCGGGAGUCUCUGUGGCAGAAGGUCAUCCCAGACUGGAAGGAGCAGGAGUGGAACCCUGAGAAACCUGAGAGCUAUGUGGGGAUCUUCCACUUCCAGUUCUGGCGUUUUGGUCAGUGGCUGGAUGUGGUGAUCGAUGACCGCCUGCCCACACUCCACAAUCAGCUCAUCUACUGCCACUCCAACUCCAGGAAUGAGUUCUGGUGUGCCUUGGUGGAGAAAGCUUAUGCCAAGUUGUCAGGCUGUUAUGAGGCCCUGGAUGGAGGCAACACAGCUGAUGCCCUGGUGGAUUUCACCGGUGGGGUCUCUGAACCUAUCGACCUGACCGAAGGGGACUACAUCGCUGAUGAAGCCAAGCGAAACCUCCUCUUUGAGCGCGUGUUGAAGGUGCACAACAGGGGAGGCCUCAUCAGCUGCUCCAUCAAGGCCACAUCAGCAGCUGACAUGGAGGCUCGCCUGGCCUGCGGACUGGUGAAGGGCCACGCGUACGCGGUGACGGACGUGCGGAAGGUCCGUCUGGGCCAUGGCCUUCUAUCUUUCUUCAAGUCAGAGAAGCUGGACAUGAUCCGCAUGCGCAACCCGUGGGGCGAGCGGGAGUGGAACGGCCCUUGGAGUGACACCUCUGAGGAGUGGCAGAAAGUGAGUAAAAGUGAGAGAGAGAAGAUGGGAAUGACAGUGGAAGAUGAUGGAGAGUUCUGGAUGACCUUUGAAGAUUUCUGCAAAUACUUCACGGACAUCAUCAAGUGCCGUCUGAUCAACACCUCCUACCUGAGCAUCCACAAGACCUGGGAGGAGGCAGUGCUACACGGGGCAUGGACCAGAAGCAGUGACCCCUUGAAAAACCGCUCUGGAGGCUGCAUCAACCACAAGGACACUUUUCUGCAGAACCCUCAAUAUGUGUUUGAUGUGAAGAAGGCAGAAGAUGAAGUGCUGAUUUCCAUCCAGCAGAAGCCCAAAAGAACCAGCCGCAAAGAGGGCAAAGGAGAGAACUUGGCCAUAGGCUUUGAUAUCCAUAAGGUGGAGUUGAAUAGGAACUACCGAAUGCACACCCUGCAGCAGAAGGUGGCCAGCUCCAUCUACAUCAACUCCCGCAGCGUCUUUCUGAGGACAGACCUGAAGGAAGGCCGCUACGUCAUCAUCCCCACCACUUUUGACCCUGGUCAUGAAGGCGAGUUCCUUCUCAGGAUUUUCACAGAUGUGCCUUCAGAUUGCCGAGAGCUGACACUGGAUGAGCCACCACACACCUGCUGGAGUGGGAUGUGUGGCUACCCACAAGUAGUAUCCCAGAUCCAUGUCCUUGCUGCAGCUGGGCUCAAGAAUCAGGACUCCCAAGGAGGAGCUGACCCUUACGUGAUCAUCAAGUGUGAAGGACAAAAGGUUCGUUCUCCGGUGAAGAAGAACACGGUAUCACCAGAAUUCGAUGUGAAAGGGCUCUUCUACCGCAAGAAGCCAGCACAGCCCAUCAUUGUUCAGAUCUGGAACCACAACUUGAUAAGUGACGAGUUCUUGGGCCAAGUGGUGCUCACGGGGGAUCCCAGCGACCGGCAGUCGGUGCACACGCUGCACCUCCAGGACAAGGGGAACAGGAGGUCAAACGACCUCCCUGGAACCAUUGCUGUGAUGCUGCUCAGCAGUAACAUCCUCACUAAUGUCUGAGUACUCAAGGAUGACUCUUCUGGUGCCACAUAUGUGAAUAUGAACAUGCACACGUACAUAAAUAUAUAUAGAGACACACAGAACCUACCUACCAUCUGCAAAGUGUAUAUGAGCCAUGCAUGCAUUCCACUCCAAGGAGCCAAUUUUGUGUUUUCAAUGUUAAAAAAUGGUGCCUUUUUUGGGGAACCGCAAUGAUCCUUCUGCUGGCGUCCUCUGCAGCCCCCCUGGCUGCCACGUGCGCUGUGGGACCACUGUGAGCACACUGUGUGUCCUGACAGCCAGAGCACGAUGCCCUGGGGCUGUUUGUUUACACAGGCUGGCACACACACGUGCCACCACGCACACAUGUGGCUACCACGGUCCCACCAGCUGCUUCAGCGCAUCUGCAGUGUGUCUGCUUGAGUUAAGAGUAGUGUGCAUGGAGUUGUCUCCCUUGAAAUUGCCAUGUAAUCGCUUAUCUGUGGAGGCACCACAGCAAAGGAGAAGUGGAAAAACAGAUCAGGGCCUGUUGGAUGUUUUUUGGGUAUGGAUUUCCAUGCUGCAACUGCAAGGAAAUGCCCAAAUCCACAGGGGCAACAAGGACAAAGGCUCCAUCAUUUUGGGGACAAGCUUUCUCCACCCAAGUCUUGCUCAGCCCCAUGCAACUCUGAAAAAUAGGAAGAUGUUAACAGCUGUGGUGGGAUAAUUGUUCUCUGGGGCUGAAUUUCUGAAUCAGUCUGGACCUGGCUCCUGUGGGUGCCUCCUGAACUGCCGUGGUGCCUCCUGUCUCCGUGUCUCCAUGCCAUCCCCAUCCCAAGAGCUCACCCCAGGAGCUGGGGUGGGUUGUCUGCUGGAGCAGUUCAGUAUUUAGGUAAGAGAAGAUUUGUUCCUCUGAAGGCCAAAAUGUCAAGUUCAAGGAACGAGGAGCUUCGCUCCCUGGGGUCCAUCAGUACUGCUGCCUACAGUGCAUCAUUUCUCAGUGCCUCGCUUUCUCAAAUUCUUUUUAAAAAUAGUGGGAUUUUAGCUUGUACUAGAGGAGCACUGCUCCCAGUGCAGCCUGAAAAUGCUGGGAAUUUUUAAUUCAUACCAGUGUCCAUCUCUCACCUUUAAUUUCCAGUCUUUUGUUGUGGAGGAUGAGUUGCACAGUCCUAGAGCCAGUCUCACAAGCACAACCCAAAUGCAUCCUUGGGGACGUGUCUAGGGCUAUGGUCUGCUCCCAAUUUCCAUGAAAACUGUGUUAAUCUUCCUUAUUCCACUGGGUGGCAGAAUCUGGCUUCUUAUAAACCAUCUGGGAUAAACCAAACAACAAUCCGUUGUCUGGCCUUCCAGCAGCUGGCUAGGACAAGUUUCAAACCAUUUUUUUUCUCCUGUUGUUUGGGUUUUUUUAUUCAUGUGCCUUUAAAGUGGUGCAAGUUAAGGGAUUUUUCUGUCAGAUUUUAUAAGCAAAUAUUUUGCAGUCACCUGCAUGCAAGUGGAAAUUAAUACAUAUGAUAAAAUCUUCGAAUCUUGGUAAAUUUUGACCUGAGUGGAGUCCUUUUCCUGCAACAAAAGUGAACAGGAAAGCCUUCUUUUGCUAUAGCAAAGGGUUUCUGCUUGUCCUACUAAAUAUCUGUGUUGGUCCUGCAAGUAUGUUUGGGCUUUUUUAAAGCUAAAGGUCUGCUAAGUCUGAAACAUGGUAAAGUGUUCCCCAAAGUACCUGCUAGCUCAGUGCUUGGUGCAACCAGAAUCAGACAGUGCAACUGCACUGAUUUUUCAAGGCUGCUUUUCCUAUUUCCUCGUCUCCACAGUCCUGCAGUUAUGAGUUUGCUUUUUUACCAAAUUUGCUUAUGUUCUUAGGUCUUGUUUCUCAGGACUUAAAGCAGUGGUCCCCAUGAUGCUCUUUCCAGAUCUCAAUUACUCCUGGCUUGCACUGAGCACCCCCCAACUCCAGGUGCCGUCACUGGGACCAAAUUUGGUUCUGUGUCUUGCAGAAUUGACUUAAAUGUUCCUAGUUAGGUAAAGCAACUUUUUGAUCCCAAGGCCAAAGCAAAUCCUUGAAUUUAGGAAGAUCAAUUCAGAGAUAAUUUUAUCCUAAUUUGGUUUAUGAGACUUAUCACUGAAAAUAAAUGGAAGCAGGAUUGUGGGGUUAGAAGGUAUAAUUUGGGUCUCAGGAGAAGAUUUUACAGGCUUAUGUUCAGAGUGAUAUGUGAGAGGGAUGCCCAGAGAUACCUCACCUGGCAGGGGGAUGAGCUAUUUGGCAUCACAGGAAUGUGACAGGAGUUUUGCACCAUCAUCAGCAGAUGGAGGUGUCCAGACUGCCUGCAUUAGUCUUGUUUUCUCGGGAAAUCAGGCUGUGGAUAGCAUCAGCACAGGAGAGACAUCUGUCCAGGAGUGCCCUGUCAUGUGCCAAAUGGCUCCGUGAUCCCCCAAGGAGCAGUGCCAAAGCUCAUCAAGGAGUUGUGGUGCCCUGGUACCCAUGGGCUGCCUCCUUCCUCCCUACAGAGAAUCAAGCCAUAAAGAGAGGAAAGGCAGCUUUUUAAUAGCUUCUUAGAAAAAAAAUAAAUCACUCUACUUCAGGACCAAAUUGUCUUAAUAUCAGUAAUAUUUGUCCUUUUUUUUUUAAAGAAAAAAAGAAAGUUUUGGAAAAGCUUGAGCAGGAGCCUUCUUCCCCUACAUUUCCAAUGGAAGAACAAAAAUUACCUUUCUUACUCUUCUUUUUCUCUUAUUUGUAGAGCAGAUGAGGGAGGGAAUUAUUGAAAUGCCAUUCCUAUUGUAGAUGCCUUUUGUCUUUGAAUGAAGUAAACAGAAAUAUUCAGGGGGGUUGGGGAUUUUUUAAAAAAUUUUUUUUGAGAGGAGGGCAGGUCUGAAAAGCAUUUUCCAGUCCCUCAUGAGUGGGGUAGGACAUGUGUCUGAUUUAUUUCACAUUUCUUUUGUUAAUCAUUUCAACGGUUGCAAGCAGCCUGGCAUUAUACUCUGUGGAACCCAUUUCUUUUUGACAUCUGCCUGUUAAAACAGGCUGUGACUUGUCGUCAUCUUCAAAGGCAGUGACGUGUCGUGCUGCACAAGAUCAGAGAGUGGUCCAAACAGAAAGCCAACAUUGUACAGCUGUAAACCUCCUAUAAAUAAAUAAAUUGUGUAUAUUUU